Messenger RNA from Prunus avium (sweet cherry), 1603 nucleotides. RefSeq names its product nuclear transcription factor Y subunit A-1. NCBI's taxonomy places the organism in Eukaryota, Viridiplantae, Streptophyta, Magnoliopsida, Rosales, Rosaceae. Gene Ontology annotation, molecular function: DNA-binding transcription factor activity. The record is from RefSeq and is a predicted model, not a curated record. Gene Ontology annotation, biological process: regulation of DNA-templated transcription.
UAUUUUAAAAAAUUUGUGUCUGCGUCAUCUUCCACUGUCUCUCUUGAGGUUGCAGAGAGAGAAGAGAGAAGACACAGAGAGAGAAAAAGAGACUUACCUCGACGACUUCGAAUCCCUGAAAAUAAAACUUCUUAGGGUUCCUGUCUGCUACUUCGCUCACCACUGAGAAAGUGGUGAAUGAUGCCAGCUAAAUCUAAAGAUGAAGAUCCACAUAUAGAACACGGUACCCAGACUGUGCUGGAAUCAGCUAUCUACGCCCAACCUUGGUGGCGUGGAGUGGGGAACAGUUCAUCGUCAGGUGAAAGUGCUACAGCAUCAUCUUUGGUGGAUCAUCGUGAUAGUAUGGUCAUGAAUGGAGCUAUGCAGUCACAAGUUAAUGCUAGGCUGGAUGGUGGAGCCAACUUCAACAAAGAAUUGCGGACUACAGUAGGAUCACAGUCUGACCAGAAAAAUGGAUGCAAAAACCAGCAAAUCAAAAGCGUUUCGUCGUCGGUGGUUCCUACAAUGGGUGAACACCUGGAUCCAAAUUCACAAAUGGAACUUGUUGGUCACUCAAUCGUUUUGACAUCAUAUCCAUAUUCGGAUCCACAAUAUGGCGGGAUGUUGACUCCUUAUGGGGCACAAGCUAUGCUGCCUCCCCACUUCUAUGGCAUUCAUCAUGGUAGAAUGCCUUUGCCCCUUGAAAUGGAAGAGGAGCCUGUUUAUGUAAAUGCCAAGCAGUACCAUGGCAUUUUGAGACGAAGACAGUCACGUGCUAAAACUGAGCUUGAAAAGAAACUUAUAAAAGCUCGAAAGCCGUAUCUUCAUGAGUCUCGGCACCUACAUGCAUUGAGGAGGGCAAGGGGUUGUGGAGGUCGUUUCCUUAAUACAAAGAAACAAGAUGAUAAUGACGAAAAUUCCUCACUAGAAAAAAGCAUGACUUUGGAUGCAAAUGAUUCAGCCCAAUCUGCCAAAUCUAGUUUUGAGUGCUUUCCCAAUACCAGCAAUGGGAAUUUUGAUUCCUCAAAUGUCCAGCAAGAAGGAUCAGAUCCAUGGUUCAGGGCACACAAGAACCACACACUCUCUAGUGAUAAUGGCAAUGGCCAUGGCCCAUCGUCAGCAUACCCUUCAACGUUUGGUGACAGCAAGGAAAGUGUUUUCCUGGGUCAGCAGAGGGAAAACAUGCAGUUGAAUGGGUCGUCUCGUGGGGCCAUCCCCAGUAAAUGAGAUUCCUCUAUGAGGUGAAGCUGAAGGCAUGUGCAGUCUCUCUUGGGGGGAAACCCUGCUGUGCAAUGUCUAUAUCAGGCAAAUCAUUCUUGGCUUUGGUUACUUUUGUAAUUAUUGGGGUGUUGUGGAAGGAGAUAGGUGUGAAGUCCAUGUUGUCUUCAGUCAGCCAUCACUUGCACUCACUUGUGUUGUAGAAACAGUUAAGAAAGCAUCAGUUGGAAACUCAAGUAGAAAUUAGAUGUGAAUGUGUAGAUUUUAAACACUGCAGUUCUGUUUGAAAAGUGUGUUGUGACUUUCGUGUGAGACAAGAAUCUGCCUCUUGUUUAUUGUAUACUAUCCAAUGUAGUGGUUGUGGUGACUUUGCAAAGGCUACUUCAUCCAUCGUGGAAGGGUAUAA